Prorocentrum cordatum is the source of this 388-nucleotide messenger RNA. The record is from the annotation of a GenBank genome assembly. NCBI's taxonomy places the organism in Eukaryota, Dinophyceae, Prorocentrales, Prorocentraceae.
GAGAUGCGAGGGCAUGAGCGUCGCGGUGGUGGCUGCUGCUGGCGCGGGCGGUUCGGGCUCUGGCUCGGCCGCUGCGACGGCCGCGCCUGCAGACGCGACGCUGGCCUUCGUGGGCGCCCCUGGCGGGGCGGCGGCGGCGGAGGCGGCGGAUCCAGCUCGCGGAGCUGGAAGAGCUGCUGGUGCUGCGGGGUGCGGCCUCGGGAGCGACGGCCAGGCCGACGGAGCCGCGCGGCGGCGGCGCGGGCCCUGGCGUCCUCGGGCGAAGGCGGCGUCGGAGCUGGGCGCGGCGCUCGCGGUGGCGGCGCCUGCAGCUGGCGGAAUUGCGGCCUCGGAGGCGACUGACUACGAGCUUUGGCUCAGCGAGCAGCUUCGGCAGAUGCUGGUGUCC